Messenger RNA from Rhododendron vialii, 3848 nucleotides. Its product is annotated as SAC3 family protein A. Gene Ontology annotation, cellular component: nucleus. The transcript is spliced from 14 exons. NCBI's taxonomy places the organism in Eukaryota, Viridiplantae, Streptophyta, Magnoliopsida, Ericales, Ericaceae. The record is from RefSeq and is a predicted model, not a curated record. Bases 307 to 3312 code for a protein of 1001 amino acids.
UUGCAGACUCUCUCUCUCUCUCUCUCUCUAGAAAUAUCAUUCAAGCCCCCUCCAUCGCUGUUUCUCCCUCUCCCUCCCUCUCUCUCUCUCGGACUCGCUUUCAUUAUUCCUCUUUGUUGUAUCAGGAAAUUCACACGCAGUCGUUUUUUGUUUGUCUUUCUUCUCUUACGCAUACUAUUUUGUUUUGGUUCUUUGUGAUCUCAAGUUUUUGUUUUUCGAUUCCUCGAUUCGGCGCAAAGAAAAUUCGCUGCUCCUCGACCUAGAUUUCGGCUGUCGCGAUUGGGAUUUCUCAGGGAUGCUAUUGAAAUGAUGAAUCAAGGAGGGAGUAUUGAUACCAUAACUACCCUGGAGCCAAACUCCCUUGAGAAGCGUCAGGUGGUUGAUUCAAGCCAAGGGUACACAUCUUAUUAUAGCUCCUCAACGGACAAUGGGAUUCUUUUUAAUUCCUCCUACCACCAGGAGCAGCGUGCAGAGCCUCCUACAAGAAAUGUUCAAGAUAGCUCUAAUGUUGCAUCCCUAGCCUCUACUUCAAGUUCAGGAUCAGUAAAUUUACCACAGGAAUAUGGUAAUAGCUAUGCGACGUACCCAAAUAGUGAUCCAUAUGGAUAUGGCAACACCGGAUAUGCAGGUUAUUAUAGUGGCUACCAGCAGCAAUCUAAUCAGCAAUACCCUCAGCCGGUGGGGGCAUAUCAAAACACAGGUGCUCCUUAUCAGCCUCUUUCCUCCUUUCAGAAUACUGGGUCUUAUGCUGGGCCCCCAAGUUAUUCAAGCACUUACUACAAUCCUGGUGAUUAUCAGACAUCCGGAGGUUACGCAAGUGGAGGUUACAAUAAUCAGAGUCAUCAGUCCAACUCGUGGAAUGACGGAAAUUAUACAAGUUAUGCUUCUCACCAAUAUCCAAAUCCAAACUACCAUACUGACCCAAAUGGUGCGUAUAAUGCUAGUGCUGCUACUUCAACUUCUCUUCAAUAUCAGCAGCAUUAUAAUAAGCAGUGGGCAGAUUAUUAUAGUCAGACAGAAGUUAGUUGUGCUCCCGGGACAGAACACAUUUCAGUUACUAGUACAUCUAACCCAGUAUGUCCUGUUCCUGUUACCAGUGGAUAUCCAGCUUCAGUCAGCCAGCCUCCUGCGCCUUAUAUUCCAUCGUGGAGGCCAGAUUCCGGUUCUUCUGAAUUUCCUUCAGUGCAGACUGGUGCAGCAAUGAGCAAUGGCCAUGAUGGUCACUGGAAUAAUGGGGCUCCGGUGCAAACUCACAACGUUUGUGCACAACCACCACAAUUUCAGACGUCUUUGGAUUCAAAUCUUACUUAUCAAAGCUUUCAAGAUCAACAUAAGAGUUCAUCUUCUCAGGGACCCAAUGUGCAGUAUCCUGCUUCUCAUCAGGUACCCCAGAGUUAUCCGUCAUCCUUGCAAACUGUUCCUCAAAACGUUCCACCUUUAGAUUCGCGCAGGGUCAGCCAACUGCAGAUUCCAACAAAUCCUAGAAUUGCUUCCAAUUUAGCAUUGGGUUUUCCACCAACAAAUAGGGAUAGCUCUACAGCCAGUACAGCAGCAAAACCGGCCUACAUCAGUGUUCCUUUACCAAAGCUAAAUGACAAGGCUUUGUCCAAUGAUGAUGCUGAUUCUAUACUUAAGCCUGGAGUGUUUCCCAAGUCACUGCGUGGUUAUGUGGAAAGGGCUCUUGCUCGGUGCAAGGAUGAUAACCAAAUAGCAUCUUGCCAAGCCGUCAUGAAAGAGGUCAUUACCAAGGCAACUGCUGAUGGUACACUUUAUACACGUGACUGGGAUAUUGAGCCACUUUUCCAGCUACCCAGUGUGGAUGUGACCAAUAAGUAUAUUCAAAGUUCAACUCCAACUUCUUUGUUGUCAAAGACCAAAAGAAGUCCAAGUAGGCGAACCAAAAGUAGGUGGGAGCCUAUGUCAGAGGUGAAACCAGUUGACAAACCGGCAUCUGUGACUCUGCAUGCAGGAAAUUAUGGUAGUUGGUUACAUUCUAGUGGAAGUGACAAAAAGCUUUCAGGUGUAAAAUUGGAGAGCAAGGAAGGUGGAUUGAAUGGUAUUAAAUUUUCCUUGGCAGACCAGAGAACUACAAACAGAAGUGCGAUGAAGGCAGUUAAGAGGCAGCGUUUUGGUGAUAGUAUGGAUGCAGUUGAUAAUGGUAAUGUAUCCAGUGACAGUGACAAGGAACAAAGUUUAACUGCAUAUUACUCCGGUGCAAUAGCACUUGCUGAUUCACCGGAGGAAAGGAAGAGACGGGAAAAUCGGUCCAAGCGUUUUGAAAAGAGACAAGGAAAUCGAGCAGAAAACAAUCGUUUUAGGCCAAAGAAUGUUGGAGCAGGGAAUUUGUACACUAGAAGGGCUAGUGCGCUGGUACUUAGCAAAAACUUUGAUGAUGGUGCUAGCAGGGCCGUCGAAGACAUCGACUGGGAUGCCCUUACUGUCAAGGGGACCUGCCAGGAAAUUGAGAAACGUUAUUUGCGCCUCACUUCUGCGCCUGACCCUGCCACUGUGAGACCUGAAGAAGUACUGGAAAAAGCACUGCUUAUGGUUCAAAAUUCUCAAAAGAACUACCUUUACAAAUGUGAUCAGUUGAAAUCUAUACGCCAAGAUCUUACGGUGCAACAUAUACGCAAUGAGCUGACAGUGAAGGUAUAUGAAACUCAUGCUCGUUUUGCGAUAGAAGUUGGAGACUUGGCCGAAUAUAAUCAGUGCCAAUCACAGUUGCAAACACUUUAUGCAGAGGGAAUCAAAGGUUGCCAUAUGGAAUUUUCUGCUUAUAACUUACUUUGUGUUAUCUUGCACUCUAAUAACCACAGAGAUCUCUUAUCAGCAAUGUCAAGAUUAUCAGUUGAAACCAAACACGAUGAAGCUGUGAAACACGCUCUUGCAGUUCGUGCAGCUGUCACUUCGGGAAAUUAUGUCCUCUUCUUCAGGCUAUACAAGACAGCUCCUAACUUGAACACCUGCCUUAUGGAUCUCUACGUGGAGAAGAUGCGGUUCGCAGCUGUGAGAUCUAUGUCUAGAUCAUAUCGCCCUACAGUCCCUGUCUCAUACAUUGCUCAGGUUCUGGGCUUCACCAGUGCCUUGCCUACAGCAGAAACAAGCGAGGAAAAGGAUCCAGAUGUGCUGGAGGAGUGUGUGGAGUGGUUGAAGGCUCAUGGUGCCUGCCUUACGGUCGAAAACACUGGAGAGAUGCAGCUUGACACAAAGGCUUCCUCCUCCACACUAUACAUGCCCGAACCUGAAGAUGCCGUGGCCCAUGGUGACGCCAGUCUCGCUGUUAACGAUUUUUUGACAAGGAAUCCCUCAUAGCAAAGUUCAUGGUCCAUCUGAACUCAGACAAUUGGUAAGAACAGGCGUUAUGAUGCUGCUCUCGCAGUGCAAUGUUCAAGGAAAAAGGAAUCUCAAUUCCCGUUGUGCUCAAUACAGAAAAAUAUUGAUUCUGUUGGGAUUUCCUUGGUAUUACUAAGGGUAUUGAUGCUCGAUCAAAGGCGUACGAGACGAAAAAUGUGUGCAAUUAUAUAGCUGCAGUUUUGUUCCCCUCGUCGAAAUGGUUUUAGGUCGUAGUGGAGGCCGGAGGGGCUGCUUCCGAGUAGUGCGACGGUGUUUUGCUUUUGUUUCCUUUGUUUUAGUCGUUAGAGGAAAAUGCAAUUGUUUUUGAAGGCUCGCCACAGUAGAUAUAUAACAGGGGAAUCUAGAACAAGGAAACGUAACAAAUUGUAUGCUUGUCGACGAUAACUUGUAACUUAUUACGUUGUGCUAAUAUUUAGCAACAAUUUUCCUGUUCGUAAUUCUUAACUACCCAUAGAAGGGUGUUUUAAAUAUAGGCAAAUUUUCCUGUUCGUACA